AUGGGAACAGAGCCAGGACAGCACCUGAUGGCACCCGAUGGGCCCCUUGUCUUUUCUGGCUCGAGCCCAGCUGACGUGGGCUUCGCCCGCACCUUCUGGACCUCAGUCAUGCUCCCGCCACCACUCGAGUCCCGUAUAGGCCCUGCCACCCUGCAACGUGAGGGGACCCUGCCCGGGAAGGGACCCUGCCCUAUGGACAGUGGCAGUAGGACCGCUUGGUCAUUUGCCUCUCAUUUGUCUUAUUUAGAAAGUGAAAAAAACAGUGAGAAAGAGAGACUCUUGGAAGCUCAAAGCAUGGAGAAAACUAAAGUAAAGGAAAAAUAUCUUCAGCAGGCCAGGAGAAGAGAAGAAAUACUAGCUUUCCUAAGGAAACAGAGAGAAGAAAGGAUUGCAAAAGAGCUGAUUUCUCAUCCCCAUAAACCAAGGAUCAAAACUGAUCAAAUAAGGUAA
This is a messenger RNA of Charadrius vociferus (killdeer), 450 nucleotides long. RefSeq names its product chromosome unknown open reading frame, human C11orf88 (gene HOATZ). The record is from RefSeq and is a predicted model, not a curated record. NCBI's taxonomy places the organism in Eukaryota, Metazoa, Chordata, Aves, Charadriiformes, Charadriidae. Gene Ontology annotation, biological process: cilium assembly. The transcript is spliced from 4 exons. Bases 1 to 450 code for a protein of 149 amino acids.